AUGACGACGUUUGUAACUCUCCCGAACGAGCUGCUGCUCGGGAUUGCUCGAAGUGUCGACCAGAGAGCCGAUUUGCACGCCCUCACUCUGGUCAGCAAGCAGUGCUACGACGUUGUCGACUCGGUUCUGUGGCAGCGCGAGGUCUCCCUUAAUCGACCUGGGCCAUUGCAUUGGGCCAUUGGAGAGGGCAACAUCUCUCUCGUCAGGAAGGCUCUCGACCAUGGUGCUGACCCAAACCAGCCUGCCUACCGCCGUUGGCCGAAAGUACAGGCCGAUGAGAAUCACUGGUGGGACUAUACACCACGUUUUAUUAGCGACCAGAGCUUCACUUCAAACACCCAUUCCCGCAACCAUGAUAGCGUCGAUAGUUCCUGGGCCGAGUUCGGUCGGGCAUGCUGGCGCCCGCUUCACCUUGCCGUCACCAAAGGCAGGACCGAUAUAGUUGAGAUGCUUCUCGACCGUGGGGCCGCAAUAGAUGAGUUAUCAUGGCGUCUUUGCGAGUGUCUGCCACAUCCAUCAUAUGACUUGUUCCCUACCCUCACCACUACAGCCGAUGGUCAGGGCCAAGGCUUCAUGGACAUAAAGGAUGGUGGAUGGACCCCCCUUCACGUGGCCAUAUGCCAUGAAGAUGUUGAGAUGGCGAAGCUGCUCCUUCGCCGUGGGGCAUCGACAGACACUCACCGGGAUCUUCGAUGGAACCACAAUGCCUUCAGUGAACCAUCUCACGGAGGGAAUAUCACAGCCAUGCACGAGGCUGCGCGUUACGGUCUUCUGGAUCUCAUGGUCUUUCUAGUUGAAGGAGGAUACCAGUCUAUCGACACAGAUUCAGAACUGGUUGGGAAGCCCAUCCAUCUCGCCAUAUGGAACGGGCACUUCGAUACGGUUGUGCCAUGGCUAAAGGAACAAGGUGCCAGUUUAGACGAGGUUUCCCGUGAGACAGGCACGACUCCACUUCUUGUAAUGUCCAAAAAGAGCCAGCUUGACAGCGUUGUUCAGCUCAUUGAGCUUGGAGCCGACGUCACUUCUCGUUCCGGUACCCAGCCCGCUAACACAGCGCUGCACUUGCUGGCAUACCCACCGCCAGGUGAAAUAGAUAAUCCAUGCGGAAACCAAAGUGCCACCAAAUCAGAGGUUGUCAAUCUUCUUGUUUCUAAGGGCCUUGAUGUUGAUACGCCAGAGACAGACACUGGGUACUCGGCACUCAUCGUUGCAAGUGGCCAUUGCGACCUUGAUAUGAUGCGAGCCCUGCUCGAGUGUGGUGCCGACCCCAACUAUAGGGAUCUCGAUGGCUCAACCGCGUUCAACAAGGUUGGCCUGCUAACUGAGUCCCUACAACCUCGUAUCUACGAAGCAGGUCGAAUGCUGAUUGACUGGGGUCUGGAUAUUCAAGGGCCUUUCGGUGAGAACCAAACAACUCCGCUCAACUCGGUGUGCCUAGCUCGCGCACGACCUGUGAUCAAUCCGUUUCGCGACAAUCCGUUCCGCGAGAGACAGUUUCUCAACCUCAUAAAGCUUCUGCUGACUCGGGGGGCGGAUCCGAACGAAACAGGCCGGUUCAGCGCUGGCCCAGUCUCACAGGCCAUCUACAGCUGCGCAUUUGACAUGGCAUCUCUCCUGCUUGAGAAUGGCGGCCGGCCACAAGUGAAUGACCUCGAACUUCUUUUAAAGCCAAUGGUACUUAGACCGACCUAUCAGCCUGGCCUUGUGUCAUACGUCCUUCAGCUCGACUACCAGAGAUAUGGUGUCCUCCGACCCUCGAAUGCUUUUCUGGACGACUUGAUAAAGAAGUCCUUUAUCCAAGGUGCUUGGCAAGCCACAGCAGAGCUUGUGGAGCACCACAGAAGCUCAGCAUUGCCACCCAAUGCCCUUCACCGCGCCCUAGACCGCUUCACCCAAGCAUUAAACACUACAAACAAUCUCCUACUGCCGUUGGUUCGAGCACUCCUCAAGAACGGGGCUGACCCGAACAUCACUUGGAAGGGUGAGACCGCUUUAUACUAUGCAGGACGAGCUGUCGUCCUCGAAGAGUGUGUCAGAGAACUCGUUGCAGCCGGGGCUGAUCUGGACAUAACCACACCGAAAAUGCCCGAAGGAGCGUUACUCUUCCUUUUCAAGAAUGGUCGCCACUGCGCCCUGGGUCAUAUCAUCGAGCAUGAUGACAAGAUACUCCAUAAUCGGCCCAAGGAAUUUCAUUCCAAGUGCUGGGAAUAUCUCCUCCGGCCCGGGGCCAACAAGGACCUGACUGGAGAUGCUCUAUACCCCGCGGCUGGCGAACAAGAAGCUAUCUGGGCAAAUACUGACAGCGCAACGGGUGAAAUUGACCUUGACGAGGAAGACUAUGAUCUCACCCCCAUUGCCUGGCAGCCAAUCUGCGAGUACAUCAAACGUGGACUUAGAACAGAUGUUGAUCUCGAGCGUGGGGGCACGCUGCGGAAGACAAUACAAAGAGUCAUGUCACGAUGCCCCAGCGAGUACUAUGGAGUGAGAGGCGAGAUUCUUGAAAGUCUGGGUCUUUCAGAGAAAGAACUAGGCUUGGUAAAUGAACUGAGCGAAUACGAGCAAUGGAAGAAGCAAACCAGCUUGCGGGACGGACUGUCAUUCCAUUAG
Clonostachys solani is the source of this 2607-nucleotide messenger RNA. Lineage: Eukaryota; Fungi; Ascomycota; Sordariomycetes; Hypocreales; Bionectriaceae. The record is from the annotation of a GenBank genome assembly.